AUGUUUACUAUAAUGGCACCUGCAAGAACGGCCAAACUGUGCGCUCGGCUCUUCCUGCUGUUUCUUUGCUUGACACUACAUGCCGGCAUGCUUCAGUUCACUACAGCUACGAUACAAGGAUACAUUGGAGACAGGGAUAUAUGCCCAUCUGUAUGCAGGUGCGAUGAGGACUUCAUCUACUGCAAUGAUCGUGGCCUGAAUUCAAUUCCGUCACUGCCACCAACUGCAUCCAUCCUCUACCUUCAGAACAACCACAUAAACAACCCAGGCCUGCCCACCUCCUUGGAGCACCAACUUGCUAUCCGAGUGGUCUACCUCUAUGAUAAUGAACUGGAUGAAUUCCCUCUACAUCUGCCACCAUCCGUGCGUGAACUGCAUUUGCAGGACAACAACAUCCGCACUAUUCCUCGGAGUGCACUAGCUCGGAUGCCUUUGUUAGAGAAGCUCCACUUGGACGACAACUCUAUUUCCACUGUCAGUAUUGAAGAUCAGGCCUUUGCUGACAACCCACGGCUGCGCUUGCUUUUCCUUUCACGCAACCAUCUGUCUAGUAUCCCCUCCGGACUGCCUGCUUCUCUGGAAGAACUACGUUUGGAUGACAACCGAAUUUCCACAAUCCCAACCCAUGCCUUCCGAGGACUCACCUCACUAAGAUGUCUUGUCCUGGAUGGGAACCUUUUGGCAAACCAGCGUAUAGCUGAUGACACAUUCUCUCGUCUUUCUAACUUGACCGAGUUAUCCCUUGUCCGAAACGCUCUCCAGACCCCACCUGUAAACUUGCCCACUGUCCAUCUUCAGCGCCUGUCUCUACAGGAAAAUGCCCUCACCCAUAUGCCACGUGGGUCCUUGGAUGGCAUGCAAAGGCUACAGAGGCUGGACCUGUCAGGAAACAACCUGACCACGCUGCCAAAGGGACUGUUCAAAGACUUGGACAGCUUGGGUCAACUGUUGGUGCGAGGUAAUCCUUGGCACUGUGGCUGCAACCUGCGAUGGUUGUUUGACUGGCUGCAUGCCCGUGGUAACACCAUCACUGUCAGAGGUCUCACCUGCCAUGGACCUGACCGAGUGCGAGACAUGGCUUUGAUGGACCUGACCAGCGAGAUGGACGAAUGUGAAGUGUUGAGGACAGCAGGGACCAGAGACAGAGUGGGUGGAGGUGGAAUAGAUAGCUCUACUACAAACACCCCUCCACAGGGCUCACUCUUCACCCUUCGCUCUAAACGUCCUGGAUUGGGGCUUCCUGACUCUGGUUUAGACUACACUCUUAGCAGCAGUGGUGUGGGGAAGAGCCUGGCCCUCAAUGUGAAGCCUCUCUCCCACAACAGUGUCCGUGUCACCUGGAGCGUGGCCCAGCCCAGCUCUUCUUUCAGGCUGAGCUGGUUGCGACAGGGCACUGGAAAUGCCAUGGGAUCGAUCACAGAGACGUUAGUCCGGGGGGACCGUCGAGAGUACCUGCUUACCUCUUUGCAACCACGUUCGAGCUACAUCAUCUGCAUGGUGCCCCUGGCUGCAAGUUCAGAAAGCAAAGGGGUAAUUUCUGGAGAUGCUGACUCUGAUGAAGCUCUGGUGUGCGCAAAAGCUGAAACAUCAGACCAAAGCCCACUGGAGGAGGAAGAGGAUAAAGAUUCACAGAAAAUGACAACAUUGCCAUUGGCAGGGAUUAUUGGUGGGGCUUCUGCCAUUGUGUCUUUGGCUCUUAUCCUUGGCAUCUUCUGUUGGUACGGACAUAAGUCUGGGAAAUUGUGUUCCCGCGACCACUACACCCGCAACAGCUCUCGAAAAAGCAAAACCUAUGAUGAUUACAUUGAAUCAGGCACCAAGAAGGACACCACAAUUUUGGAGAUCCGUGGCCCCGGAUUCCAGAUGACACCAAUGGCGGCUUGCCAGCCAAUGCAGCCUAAACCCAUACGAGAGGAUUACAUCGUUCAUACCAUAUUCCCCUCCAAUGGCACUGGCCUGUACAAAGGUGAAAACCAUGUCUCUAAUGCAGGACAUGGCACCAACCGUGGCUAUAGAGAAGGAGAAAUCCCAGAUAUAGACUACUGUUACACAUGA
This is a messenger RNA of Limanda limanda (common dab), 2055 nucleotides long. It is a transcript of the gene flrt1a, whose product is annotated as fibronectin leucine rich transmembrane protein 1a. Lineage: Eukaryota; Metazoa; Chordata; Actinopteri; Pleuronectiformes; Pleuronectidae. The coding region runs from base 1 to 2055 and encodes 684 amino acids. The transcript has a single exon. The record is from RefSeq and is a predicted model, not a curated record. Gene Ontology annotation, molecular function: protein binding.